Molecule: messenger RNA, 1808 nt
Organism: Aureobasidium pullulans EXF-150
Lineage: Eukaryota; Fungi; Ascomycota; Dothideomycetes; Dothideales; Saccotheciaceae
Exons: 2
Molecular function (GO): protein binding
Source: RefSeq, a predicted model, not a curated record
CCAUGGAUCUCGAAAAACAGCAUUUCAGCAUGCGGCUGAAAGACAAGAGAACGCCGUCGACUACACUGGUAGAUCUUCCAACCGAACUUCUCAACCAGGUCGUGGCACAUUGCCCAGCAACCUCGGUUGGCCACCUUUCACGCACAUCACAAUCAUUGCACGAGUUUGUGGAGAAGGAAGGCUGGCGAACGUUCACCCAAACGCAUUUCGCGUCUUUGAAUCCUUCGACAUAUUGGAGAGAUGCUGCAAGGUCAUUGACCACACUAUCGCGCAACUGGCAGCGUCGAGCAUUUCUUGCGGCAUAUCUUGAACCCUCAGGCGAUGCCAUCGGACUGCCCAAUGGACAACCUAUCAAGAAAUGGAGGAGACCAGCUGGCCAAACUAUGGGAUUUCAGCCCGCGGUUGAUAGUUACGAGCACUUCAUCGGCAGCCGCUGGACAGACCGACGCCAGGUUGUGGCGUGGAGUGCUGGUGCAGAACUAGUGGACAAACAGGAGAAAUUCGAGAACAAUGGUACGCGAGUGCGCUGGUGGACGUAUAAACCCCUGAGCAGUGUGGAAGGCCGCGACGACAUCACCAGUGUCAAAAUCAUCAGGCCAGAUACUCAACAGCAAUGCAGCAGUCUCGACAACAGCGAACAAAUCAUCAUCGGAACUGCCAAUGGAGACCUACAACUGUUGGAGAUGCCUCCUGCUGCCGAGGGAAGUGUCAUCAAGACCUACUUCGUCACGAACGGAGUCUCUGUACGGUCCACUUCAAUGUCAACAGAUGUCCGGUCUACUCAGGAGCAACCUCAGCACUUGGCCGCGAAUUUAGCAGAUUCUCGUAUCGCUCUAUACUCUGUGGACUCGACACAAUUUAAGAUUGCCCCGGUCAGCGAGAUCAAUGCGAUACCGCAGAGUAGAAAAGGCUGUCGAAUCUGGUCAACCAAGUUUCUGGACUCGAAGCAUCUAGCCGUCGGCCUAGGACCCUCCGUGGAGCCCAUCAACAUCUUUGAGGUUCGCCCGGAAGGCAUUGUCGAGGAGCCGAUUCGGAAGAUAGGUCUCACUGGCAAUGCUGACGAGCUAGAUCCGGUCAGAGCAUCAUCAAUAUACCCUAUCGAGUCGCUUUUGGACAGCAACGGGGGAAGAAAUGGAAACCUCUUCCUCAGCGGUGGUUACGAUGGGAUCGUGAGGCUACAUGACAUGCGUUCGCCAUCUUCUUUCACGGCUGUUUAUCGUGAUCCAACCGACGACGCUGCCAUAUACUCGCUCCUCUCGCGUGGUAGAGACCGUGUUGUUGCUGGUGCCUCGCGACAUGGAUUGCUCAAAGUUUUCGAUUUGCGCAUGUCAGGAGGUAGCAUAUAUGACUACGCUGGAGCGGCAGAUGCUUCAAAUGACUCUACUACUGGCGACUGGAACAUCUUCAUCAACCCGCGCGACAGAUACGUCAACUCGGCUUGGAGAGGCCCAAACAGUUGGAUGCGUCGCAGUGCCGAGGGCUCUGUCUACAAUCUGUCGUCGCCAUCGCCGACCUCACCCUUCAUAUUCGCAGGAGUGGAGAAUGCCGUUGUCGAAUUCAACUUCUCAUCCGUGCUCGACAAGCAUCCGGAUCCAAUUUUCCUCGGCAAGUCCGACAGGGGCAAGGGGAGACGGAACAAUUCCCCUUCUUAUCUCCAGCAUAAGCACGAUAUCCUGAAUCUAGCCAUGUAUUCUCAGGGCACGGAUGGAUCACGGGAGGGUAUGAAGUUGCGCACUCAACGCAGUGUCCAGGAAACUGUCGCGCAAGAUAUAAAUCUGGCUGGACUUGAUGAGCGCUGGAGAGACAAC